This is a messenger RNA of Thecamonas trahens ATCC 50062, 5010 nucleotides long. RefSeq lists its product as uncharacterized. The coding region runs from base 1 to 5010 and encodes 1669 amino acids. The record is from RefSeq and is a predicted model, not a curated record. Gene Ontology annotation, biological process: cell-cell adhesion. Gene Ontology annotation, molecular function: protein binding. The transcript has 4 exons. Lineage: Eukaryota; Apusomonadida; Apusomonadidae.
AUGGUUGGCCUGUUCCUUGAGGACGGUCACGCCCCGGCCUCGCGCGCCUUGGAGCCAGACAUGGAGCCUGUCGGGUUCUUCUCACCACCUCCGCCCAAUUCAGGCAUUGCUGGGCACAUCUUCGGCCCGAGCUCAGAUGGCCUUGUCAUUGCUGUUGUUGCGGACAUGUCGGAUGGCACAAACGUGCCUACGGUAGAGUUCCGCGCCCCAAAUCCCACGUCCGGCGCCCUGUCGUCGUCGGGAGGCGCUGCGGUUCGUGUUGGCUUCAGACCGUUGACACCGCUAGCAUCGGGGAGUGCUGUGCCGGCGGGCUUUGAUCUCCGCGCCGCAGGCUAUCUCGACAUUGCGCGUACGGUAUUUUUGGCAGGUGUGGAUGAGAGUGCUGUCAAUCUGGACGAUCUUGUUGUCGUCAUCGAGUGUCCGCUGGCGACGGCUGCCGCUCCACUGCCCGAGCCACCGACCUCAUGCACGCUCCGCCGCAUUGGCACUAGCGGCGCGUUCCGCUUUGCAAACUCAGCUUCUCCCACGAACGGUGCUAUCACGGAGCUGGCUGUUGUCCCUGUUGCCGGUACAUCUGUGGCCAACUCAGGCUUCUUUGUCGUUGGGCUGUUGAACCAAACCGAGCUCGCCAUCGCGUCAUGUCCGCUCUCUUCAGGCAUUUGCUUUCAGGUUGCAAGUACCAUUGUGGGGCCUGUCUCGCCGCUCAUCGCCCAUGUUGAGCUUGCGCCGUCGAGCAUGGGCGUUUUCCUUCGCUCAACGCAGACUCCGUUCUCCACCACACUGUAUCCCUGUGGACUUUCGUCAUGCUCCUCAUCCGUUAAUGUUGGGACGUUCACUUCAGACCAAGUUGCGACCCUGGGAGUUGCUGCCUGGGUCUCAUCUUCCUCGAGCGACUCGAUUGUUGUCUUGGUUGACGAGUAUGUUCGAGUCUGCAUCGGAAGUAAUGACUGCAGCUUGUCCGACUCGCUGCUGUCGUUCGCGCCAUCUUCCAAGUCUUCUAUCGUGGCGGUAGCGGCUACUCGUGGCGAUGUGGGUCCUUGGCUUCCAGGCCUAUCAGAAGUCAACUUUUUUGUGGCUGUCAGCUACUCCUCGCCGGGCAAGCCGCCGUCUCUCUCGUUUUUCUCGGUCUCGUCUGCUUCCCGCUUCCGCCUUGUCCGUCUUGCAAUCGCAUCGCCGACUAUGUCAUGCCGGGUUGCCGGCCAUUGCCUCUCGCUUGGCUAUGACCAGGCAAGCGGUCUGCUUCUUGCAGGCUACCCGGAAGUCAGCGGCGCUUUUGGCAUCUCGGGCAUCAAGACCUUCAAGUGGCGCCCAAAGGUUGACGUCAAUCCGGUCUCGGUCUCGUCUCAGGACCUCGUCAUUGCUGUUCAGCCCAAUAUGCGCGGUUUUCCCUCGCUCUCGUUUCAGCUUGCCCCUUACACAGCCCUCACCGGGCCGAUCACAGUCUCUGACGUACCGUUUACGACUGUACUCCGUAGCUCGCUCGCCCACGGCGUGUCUGUCGACAUUGUCUUGUCCUACCCAGGCUUUUUGCCCGGCGAUACUGUCACGCUCGCCUGGCGACUCUCCUCUGCCAUGGCGUCGUUUGAGUCAUCAUCGUUGGGCUACGAGACUAUGACGGUGACGACUCCCGCAACGCCGUACGAGGUUGUCGGCGUGACGGCAAGAACUAUCCAAGCUGAGUCGAUUGAUCUGGAUUGGACACCUCCCUUUUCACCGGUCAACGAUCCAAUCACUUCGUACGAUGUCAUCGCAAAGUCUGCCAUUCGUUCCGGCUCCAACGAGCCGUCGCCGCCGCUCGGCGUCUUGGCGUCGGUGACCGCUCCAGUAGUCUUUCCACUCAGCGUUGCUGUCGAGCCGUCAGUCACCUACAGACUCGUGGUUGUUGCAUACAACAUGGCUGGUGGCUCGCCGACGGGCGGGGAGUUGAGUAUCACCACUCCGUGCUCAACGACUGCUCUGCCGAGUGCGCCGACCAUCGGGACGUUUGCCCUCGAGCUCGACAUCAGCAGUCUUGCGCUUCGUCUCACGUGGGCCGAGCCGCGCGAUGGAGGCUGUGCUCUCGACGUUUAUCGCAUUCUGCUCCACACGCCUAGCGCAAGUCCAUUCCCAAGCCCCACUGCUGUGGCGACGGUCUCGGCCAGUGCUGCGCGCACCUUUCUGAUUGGAGUUGACGCGGAUCCGCUUGGCGGGAGCGGGACGGUGGCCCUGCUGCCGUCAACUACCUAUGCAGUCUCGCUUGAAGCUGUGAACGUUGUAGGAAGUGUCUCGACGCUCUCGGGAACUCAAAGUGUAACGACCCCGGCUGUGCCGCUUCCGCCGGCGUCAUUUACCGCCACUCCGAGCUCGCCGCAGGAGGUUGGGCUGUCAUGGACUCCGCCAACCGGCUCGGUUAGCGGUGAUGUAUUCUUGUACACAGUCAAGAUUGCCGUCUCGCCUGGUCCGGCAACAGACAUCAUCUACCAGGGCAGUGACACCAGCUUUGUCGCCACCGGGCUCACCUCCCAGGUCACCUACGUCUUUGCACUCACCGCAGCCAACGGAAUCGGCGCUUCAUCGCCGGCCUCGACCGUGGCUACAACACCCUCGGGCUGUUUUCCCGUCUGCGUUGCCGGCCAAGGCGUGUGCACCUCUACGGCGCCAUUCUCCUGCACCUGUAAUGCUGGCUUUGCUGGCACCGACUGCUCAAUUGCCUGUACAUGCGUCAAUGGCGUGUGCGCCGACGGCUCGUCCGGCGAUGGAAAGUGUGCUGUAGGCACAUGCAGUGCUGGUUUUGAGGGCGACAACUGCGACACGCCCAUUCCGCUGGUCGUUGCCUCAUGUACAGGCUGUACGCUCGGGAUGGCUGCGGUGGCGUCGCAAGCUAUCACGCUCUCAGGCACCGGCUUUGAUGCUCAGGUUGUGGCGUACCUCAACGACACCCUAGUUCCUACCAGCUAUGCUGCUGCAAGCACCCGAGCUGUGGUAUUCGAUCCGCUCAUCGCUGCUACAGGCUCACUGAUGAUGACGUUGCCGGCGGCAACGUCAGCGUCGCUAGGCGCGGCAUCCGCCUACGCCAAUCUUACUUUGGUCCAUAGCUCGUCUGGCGCAGUUUUGGCAUCGCGAUCGAUUGUGUACUAUACCACCUCGUCGUGCACCAGUGAGGGCCAGGUCGACGUCGGCGGUCAGUGCGUAUCGUGUCCCGGAGGCGGAACGUGUCCAGGCGGCUUUCGGAUUUGGCCGGCCGAGGGCUACUGGCUCGAGAGCGAGACUGCUGGCCCGGACGCGCUAGUGACUUGUGAGAACGAGGCGGCGUGCCCCGGCGCUCUCGGAACGAGAACCGGCUAUCCAGUCCAGUCGCAGGCGUCCGGUGCGCGAGUUACCGCCGUCUGCGCCUCGGCCGACGGUUACACCGGUCGCGAGUGCAAGGACUGCCUUGACGGCUUUUACCGCGAUCAGCAACAAUGCCGGUCGUGCGGGCUCUCGGAUGCUGACAAGGCUGAGUUCUACCUCCUUCUCAUUGUCGUCGUCGUUUUUAUGACGCUCAUUUCGGCGUCUGUUGCGCUUCUCCCGGACAAGUGGCUCGAUCGGUCCGUAACGGCAUUGCUCGGCCUCCAGCAAAUCGUCUUUGUCGGGCCGCAUCGCCAACUUUUCCGCGGCCUCUCGUUCCUGCUCUUUGACAUUGAGUUUGCCAAGCCGACGUGCACCAUCGGGAAGAUCCCAUUUUGGGGCAUCUUUGCGGGCACUGUGGUCGUCCUCAUUGGUGCACUUUCGACAUUCACUGCUGCCUCGUACAUCUUUGCUACCCUUCAGAAGCGAAAGAACCCGAAUCUGAGCAAGAGCAAGAUGAUGUGGAUUCGCGCCAUGCACUCGUGGCUCCUCCUCGGCGCCAUUGCUUACCUUCAGUUCAAUGUCCGCCUCACACAAGCGCUGUACUGCAAGAAGGAGACUUCGUCCGACGGCGUCACCUACCGGCUCGACAUCGAACCCGACACGGUGUGUUGGACCGGCUCGCACCUAUGGGUCACCAUCUUUGCCGCCGUCUUUGUGCUCGGCUACUCGCUCGGCUUUCCCAUCUCCAUGUUUGUUCUAGUUGCUCGGGCCCACGCCCGCGGUCUUACCCAGUUUGACCGCCACGUCUAUGGCUACCUCAUCCGUGGCGUCAAGGACAAGUACUUUUGGUUCCGGUUCAUCACCUUUAUCAUUAACCUCUCGCUUGCCGUCCAGACCACCCUCUUUCCGACGUCGGCGCUCAAGCUCUUUACCUCGCUCGUCUCGUUCCUCCUCAACAUGUUUGUGGUCGGCCUUCUUUGGCCGUUCCGCGAUUGGUGGGCAAACUACAUCCCCAUCGGUGUCGGUGUCGCCACCUCAGUCCAGAUCCUCAUUCUUCGUGACAAGCUCUCGACCUCGCUGCAGAUUGCCACGCUGGUCCUUAUUGCCGUUGUUUACGUGGUGGUCAUCGGGGCACGGACGCGUAUCCUCAUCCGUCACGGCCGUAAGCAUCCGAAGGCCAUGAAGGUCCAUUUGCUUCGGGCUUUUGCUGCUCGCUGUGUCUACCGUGCCAAGGAGGCCAAGACCGAGCAAAUUGUCGACGAGCUUGAAGAGGACGAUCUCGACGAGCUGGCCCUCGCUGACGAGGACUUUGUCGAGCGCCCGGUCGUCCCGACCAAGGUCUUGCGCAAGAAAAAGGUGGCCAUCCGCGCCGAGCUCGACGAUGCUCAGCUCCGCGACCGUUGGAUCCCACCCUCCUCCGACUCGGUUGUCGAGCUCACUUCGGGAGGUGAGAGUGAGGCGUCGUCACUCGUCGACUCGGCGUCGUCCUCGACUCAUGCUGUCGAUGCGUUGGCUUCGAUGGCCUCGGACAUGUCUGACCUUGUCGACGUGCUGGACGAUGUGUAUGAGACUCGGCUGCAGACCUCGCGCGCCCGGAUCGCUCAUCUCCGCCAACAGCUGGCCGACAUCCGGGCGGCAAAGGCUCGCCAACGGCCACGUCGCGAGCGGCCGCUCCUCUACUCGGACUCAUAUACUGAGUAG